Messenger RNA from Pocillopora meandrina, 2111 nucleotides. Lineage: Eukaryota; Metazoa; Cnidaria; Anthozoa; Scleractinia; Pocilloporidae. The record is from the annotation of a GenBank genome assembly.
AUGCUCUAUAAUAUCUUCACAGGGGGUUUUUAUCAGGAUGAAAUGGGACAAGUUGAUUGCAAAAGAUGCAGUAUUGGUACAUUUGUUUCUGAACAGCGACGUCCUGGGACCAAGGCUGCCGACUGCGUGGCAUGUCCAUACGGUAACUGCUGUGUUUGCUUUGGGCAAACUGCACCUUUUUUCAAUUCAAAUGCGCUUAAGAAUAAUCCUAAGAUUUUUUCCUUUUUUUUCUGAAAAGACGAUUGAUUCAACCUUUGACAGUCACAAUCGCCAAAUUUUAGUUCAUCACACAAAACAUAUUCAUCGAAAAUGGAUUAUCCGGAAGAGUACUCGUUUAAUUAUUUGUUCAGAGAAGAAUCAGGAGAUGUCUUAUUCGCAAGAUAAUAGUUAUUUAAUUCACUGGUGAGAUCUUAUUUCUCUGUAAACUCAGAGAAAAGAGGAGGUGAAUUCCUGUAAAAGCCCUUCUAUCGAAGUUAUGUUGUUUCAACAGAUUGGUCUUCGCCAUUGUACAAAGUAGUUGCUUGAAAAGGAACCAUUCUUUUUCAGGUACGCUUUCCAACGAGACUGCUGAAUAUCGUGCAUGCAGAUGCCUACACCAAUUUUAUCGAUUGGAUCGUUUCGGCUCGUGCUCAGCAUGUCCACCAUACGGUUUUGUUUGUGAGAAGGACACAGCAAUACUUGCUCCAAACUACUUCUGGAAAUGGUCAAAUCAGUCGGAGAAAGUACUUUUCAAAGGUUUCGUUAAUAAUAUCCAUUCUCCUGGACCAGACUACAACCGCUCCUUUUCAACGUUCAAUACUUUACUUCCAAAGCCACUCAAAUGUCCCCAUGCAAAGUCCUGCCGGGGUGGAAUUGACUCAGAAUGCCAUCAAGGAUAUCGAGGGACUUUAUGUGCAACCUGCUCGGAAGGCUUCUAUUUUCGCUUUAACUCUUGUUUGAAAUGUCCUCGGUUAAUUGUAACGGUAACUUCAUCCAUCUUGGUAAUUGUUCUUUUUGUUGCUGUGUUUCUAAUGGUUCUUCUGGGUGACUCCAGACGUGCAAAGAAUAACCGGACAGUCGCAGAUGUCGUUAUGUCGUGCUUUAAGAUUGUGAUUGGCUUUUACCAAGUCAUUGCUGGUAUUUUCUCGGCAUUGGCGAAAGUCCAGUGGCCAGUCGUUUUAAUCUCAACGGAGAAGGUUCUGAAAGUAUUUGAAGGGAACAUCUUGCAGUUUGCCCCUCUUAGUUGCAUUCAUACUUCUCUACGGCUCGAUCAGCUUGGAAAGUUCACGAUGGUUGUUGUCAUGAAUGUCGCGCUCGUUGGCUUGAUUUUCUUGUAUCUAUUUCUUAAAAAACGCUACAUCAUGAAUAAGGAGGACCUUUGUGGACACCAGAAAGUUAUGGAAGUUAAGAGUUUGAAGAAAUCUUGCUAUCGGAACAUUUUCCUAUUGUUGUUGACGACCUACCCCACGACAAGCAAAUCGAUAAUUCAGAUUUUACCUCUUCCCGGUGCCUGUGUAGAAACAUGUUUCACAGACGACAAGAGCGACUGUAUCUUCCUGCUGAGAGCUGAUUACUCCAUCCAGUGUUUCACUCCUCGCCACAGCUUGUAUUGGCUCAUGGCCUCUAUUUUGGCAUUAUAUCCCGUAGGAUUUCCACUUUUGGCUUUGUUUCUCACUUACAAAUAUCGUGAGUCCCAGGAAUACGAAGCCAUUUCUUUCGGACUCAGAGUGUUCUUUGAAAACUAUAGGAAUGAAUUCUGGUUCUGGGAAAUCACAGAGAUGUAUCGAAAGCUGAUUCUAACCUCAUUGAUUUUUCUUUUUGGAUCAAAGAGCCUUUCUCAAAUCGGUAUCACGGUUCUGACAGUUAGUAUCUUUGGAGUGGUCUACAGCCUAUUCCGACCAAUCAGGGAUAAGUUUGAAGAUCUCUUGCAAAUAUUUAGUCUUUGGAUAAUUUUCUUUGACGUUUGCCUUGGUGCAGUUUACACAAACUGGGACGAGAGUCAAGGAGAGGGCAAGAACGACUCAAUCUUUGUGAAUGUCCUGUUCGUGGUCCUUAACGCCUCUGUAUUGUUGCUUGCCAUUGGUAAGUGCCUGUGCUUCUCUGUUUUAUUCAGUGUAAAUUUCAGUCAUUCG